Molecule: messenger RNA, 6842 nt
Organism: Dromaius novaehollandiae (emu)
Lineage: Eukaryota; Metazoa; Chordata; Aves; Casuariiformes; Dromaiidae
Gene: AMBRA1
Product: autophagy and beclin 1 regulator 1
Exons: 18
Coding region: 1857-5753 (1298 amino acids)
Biological process (GO): autophagy
Cellular component (GO): intracellular membrane-bounded organelle
Molecular function (GO): protein binding
Source: RefSeq, a predicted model, not a curated record
UGGGAGGUGUUAGGCUUUUUUGGUGGGUGCACACUAGUGUAUGCACAUAUCUGAAAGGUCAAGAAAGACUGAAUGUUUUCUUCAAAUUGGAGAAGAUGUUAAGCUAUGAUUGGCUGUGUCUGUUACUUAACAGAUAUCAGGAAACAGGCUAGCAAAUUUAAGUCUAGUUCUCACUAGAUACCACAACAGAAACUGUCAUUAACUGUUCAUCUUGUUGGUUGCUCUAAAAGAAAUGUGAACGACUGACUGGAUGACAAAAAUUGAACUGAUUGCAGAAGUUCUCUAUUUAGAUCAGAGCUGAGGCAUGGGAAGGCUACUCUACCAUUGCUGACAAUGUCCCUAUUCAGUGGAAAAAAGACUCUAGUUGCACACAGUUCUUAUUGGCACAAGACUUUGAAGUGUCCUGGCAAUAUUCUCUUUCCAAAGGAUACGUAUGUUUCCAAGGAUAUUGCUUGACAGCAGUCUGAGACAAUUUUGUUUCUUAGAGAUUUUAUUGUUUACUGGGUAGUAAAUGUAACAUCCAAGUGGUAGGGAAUUCAGAAUGCUGGGAAAAAAACUGACACUUAAAGUAGCAGUUUGGCCAUUUAGCCCAGAAGGUCUUUCUGUUCUUUGUCUGUAGAGAAAAUGAGCCUGGAUCAUUACCCAUAGGUUUUAAAAAUGAAAGUAGAGGACAUGUUCCUAUGUACAGGAUGAAGAUCUGGGAUUAGACAUAGUUCUGUCAGUUUGCAAUAGUGGUAAGCAUUUACUAUUUUAUACACAAUAAGCAGGCUUGAUGAAGCAUAAGCAACGUGUUUUCUGAGGCCUUGAUUUUAACUGUAAAAUAACAUGUACAACAAUCUGAGAUGCUUUUCUAUUUUGUUUAUACCCUCUCCCAUGAUGUGUCACCUAAGAACUACUAUUUCUUAUUGUGGAGAAAACCCUGCUCCUUUUACCUAGAAGGAAACAUGCAAACAUUCUUUUCUAGAAAAUCAUUUGUAAAAUAAUCAUAGUGCCAAAAUGAAAGGUAAGAGUUGCUGCCAUACAUGUAUGGUGUCCCAUAAUUGUAUUUGACUAUGCUAAAAAUGCUUACCAUUAGACCUAGACACCAGUAUGAACUGCAUGAGCUGAGUGGGUGAAGUGAAGGUCAAGUGGGACUUGGACAUGUGUGGGUACACUCAGCUUCCAUGUAAUAAUGAGUUGAAGUUGCUCAGUCUAUACUGUUAAUAGCUUUUGACAGCAUGUGCUGAAAUCAAAGUGGUGGCACUUCCUGGAACAUGUUCACUGCAGGAGUUUGUCUUCCUGCAGCCACAGUCACCUUCGGUAGAGUGUAAUUUCAAAACUAAUCUCUCUGCUUAUCAGUUUGGCCAAAAAUUGCAUCAGGCUGUACUGACAAAACCAACUUGUUCUUCCUUGAGUCCAUGCCUUUCAGUUGAUUUGGGAAAUGGAACUUAUUCAUCUAGAGAAGUUUGCCUUACAUACUCCUAAGCAACUUCCUUCAAAACAGUUCAUCUGGACUCUUCCGUUUCCCUUGGGCUUAGAUCAUACUUAACUCUGACAGCUGAGAAUCAUGUCUUUUUCAGCUUUUCAUCUCCUCUUUGCUUCUCCCUCACAGAACUCACCAGCUGCAUUCCAGAGUGCCUAAAGUUUGUGCAUUGUCAGAGCUUUGAAAAGUAAAGUCUAUCCUGACCAUCCAAUGCUCAUGCUCUCUGGUAGAUCUCAGCCAUCUGCUGGAAGAUGACAGUGACUGACUAUCCAAGGUUUCCAUGAAGAAAAGCACUUGAAAUGCGGAUAACCUAUUUGUAGCUUGGUGGUAGUUGUGAUCUGGACCUGCUGGUGUCUCCUCCCAGUACUUGGUGUAACAUUAGCUGCUGAAAGCCAUGAAGGUUGUACCGGAGAAGAAUGCUGUCCGCAUCUUGUGGGGUAGGGAGCGGGGUACCCAAGCUUUGGGUGCUCAGCGGCUCCUGCAGGAGUUGGUGGAGGACAAAACUCGAUGGAUGAAAUGGGAGGGCAAGAAAGUUGAGUUACCAGACAGUCCACGCUCCACCUUCUUGCUGGCGUUUAGUCCAGACAGGACCCUGAUGGCUUCCACACAUGUGAAUCACAACAUCUACAUCACAGAGGUGAAAACGGGCAGAUGUGUUCAUUCAUUGGUUGGACAUCGCCGCACUCCCUGGUGUGUGACCUUCCAUCCCACCAUCCCAGGCCUCAUUGCUUCAGGAUGCCUAGAUGGGGAGGUUAGAAUCUGGGAUUUACAUGGUGGAAGUGAGAGCUGGUUCACAGAUAGCAACAAUGCCAUUGCAUCGCUUGCUUUUCAUCCUACGGCUCAGCUCUUGCUGAUUGCAACCGCCAACGAGAUACAUUUCUGGGACUGGAGUCGUCGGGAACCUUUUGCAGUGGUGAAAACAGCCAGUGAAAUGGAGCGGGUCCGACUGGUACGGUUUGAUCCCUUGGGACACUACUUGCUCACAGCAAUUGUUAACCCUUCCAACCAACAGAGUGAUGAGGAAGUGGAAAUCUCUGUGGACAACACGGAGAUGCCGCAUUAUCGCCAGCGUGCUAUCCUACCGUCUCAGCCUGUGAGGCGCACGCCUCUCCUCCACAACUUCCUGCAUAUGUUGUCCUCCCGCUCCUCUGGCAUACAGGUGGGAGAGCAAAACAGCGUGCAAGACUCUGCUACCCCAUCCCCUCCACCGCCUCCACCACCACCUCCGCCUCCAGCCAGUGAGAACAUGAGGGCAUCUGCCUAUAACAGGCUCCGGGAGCGUGUCAGCUACCCCACAGCAGAGUGCUGCCAGCACCUGGGGAUGUUGUGCCUUUGCAGCCGAUGCUCUAGUGCAAGACUUCCUUCUUCUCUCUUCCCACACCAGGAAAAUGCACCCUCCACGUCUUCUGGGGCCACUGGCACCUCCUUCUCCUCUGUGCAGACAGAGCCUUAUCAACCCCCAGAGCAGGCAUCUGUAGCACAGGAGGAGCAGGGGAUACUUAACAGGCCCUCUGCUUUCAGCACAGUUCAGAGCAGCACUGCUGGCAACACCCUGCGCAACCUUAGCCUGGGCCCCACACGACGGUCCCUCAGCGGGCCUUUGGCAGGCCACCAGUCCCGGUACCAGCAGUCUGCAAGAGAGAUGGCUUCUGGCUUAGGUGGGUCUGACUGGUCUAGGACAGUGCUGAACAUGAGUUCUCGGUCAGAGCUGGAAGCCAUGCCUCCCCCUAGGACCAGUGCCUCGUCUGUGAGCUUGCUGUCGGUGCUGAGGCAGCAGGAGGGAGGUUCCCAGGCAUCAGUCUAUACCUCUGCUACAGAAGGGAGGGGCUUCCUAGCCACAGGGGCUGAGGCGGAUGGUGGUGGUAGCGCUGGCCCAAGCAAUCCGGCCAGCAUCCGUAAUGAGCUCCAGUGUGAUUUGAGGCGAUUCUUCCUGGAAUAUGACCGGCUUCAGGAGUUAGAUCAGGGGAUUGGUGGGGAGCCCAGCCAGUCGCAACAGGCUCAAGAAAUGCUCAACAACAACAUUGAGCCUGAUCGGCCCGGUCCCUCCCAUCAGCAGACUCCACACAGCAGUGAAAACAAUUCUAAUUUGUCCCGGGGUCACCUGAACCGCUGUCGCGCUUGUCAUAACCUGCUGACCUUUAACAAUGACACGCUGCGCUGGGAAAGAAGCACGCCUAGCUACACACCAGGGCAAGUCCAAAGCACGUUUGAGGGUGUGCCUCCAAAUGCCAGCCAGGUGCAGCCUGCAGAGAGAACCGAGGGCAGAGCUCCUGCCUCUAGCAGGCUGCAGCUGGGCAGCUCUUCCACCCCGCAGGAGGAGAGGACCGUGGGAGUGGUCUUUAACCAGGAGACGGGGCACUGGGAAAGAGUUUACAGCCAGUCGGCUUCAAGCAGACCUGGGAAUGUAUCACAGGAGGCCUUAAACCAGGAAAUGCCUGAGGAAAGCUCAGAGGAGGAUUCACUCAGGAGGAGGUUGCUGGAGUCUUCUCUCAUUUCAUUAUCUCGCUAUGAUGGAGCAGGGUCCCGGGAGCAUCCAAUCUACCCAGAUCCAGCCAGGUUGUCUCCUGCUGCAUAUUAUGCUCAGAGGAUGAUCCAGUAUCUUUCCCGGAGGGACAGUAUUCGUCAGCGCUCUAUGCGAUACCAACAAAACCGUCUCCGCUCUUCCUCCUCUUCUUCCACUUCAGAGAACUCAAGUCCUUCUGUAGAGGGAAAUGAUCUGGAAUUUGAAGAUUUUGAGGACAAUGGAGACCGAUCCAGGCACCGAGCUCCCCGAAAUGCCCGUAUGUCUGCACCAUCGCUGGGGCGCUUUGUCCCCAGGCGCUUCUUGCUGCCCGAAUACUUGCCUUAUGCUGGGAUUUUCCAUGAACGUGGACAGCCUGGCUUGGCCACCCAUUCCUCUGUCAACAGGGUUUUGGCAGGGGCUGUGAUUGGGGAUGGACAGUCAGCAGUGGCCAGCAACAUUGCCAACACAACCUACCGGCUCCAGUGGUGGGACUUCACUAAAUUUGAUCUGCCUGAAAUCAGCAACGCCUCUGUGAACGUGCUUGUUCAAAACUGCAAGAUUUACAAUGAUGCUAGCUGCGAUAUCUCUGCAGAUGGGCAGCUACUGGCAGCCUUCAUUCCCAGCAGUCAGAGGGGCUUCCCUGAUGAAGGAAUACUAGCUGUGUAUUCUCUGGCACCCCACAACUUGGGCGAGAUGCUUUACACAAAACGAUUUGGCCCUAACGCUAUUUCUGUGAGCCUGUCUCCAAUGGGCAGAUAUGUAAUGGUGGGACUGGCUUCCCGACGUAUCCUGUUGCACCCCUCCACAGAACACAUGGUCGCUCAAGUCUUCAGGCUGCAACAGCCCCAUGGUGGAGAAACCUCUAUGAGGAGAGUUUUCAAUGUUCUGUACCCAAUGCCUGCUGACCAGAGAAGACACGUCAGCAUAAACUCUGCUCGCUGGCUGCCAGAACCAGGUCUGGGAUUGGCGUAUGGUACCAACAAGGGGGACCUGGUGAUUUGCCGACCUGAGGCCUUAAACUCUGGAGUUGAGUACCACUGGGACCAGCAGAAUGAGAAUGUCUUCACUGUGCAUUCCAGCAACAGGAGCACUGAGCGGCCUGGAACCAGCAGAGCCACAUGGAGGACAGACAGGGACAUGGGCCUGAUGAAUGCCAUAGGCCUGCAACCCCGAAACCCCCCCGCCUCUGUGACUUCGCAGGGUACCCAGACCUUGGCACCUCAGCUGCAGAACGCCGAGACUCAGACUGAAAGGGAGGUACAGGAGCAGGAAUCCGCCUCUGCAGGGACUGGGGAAGGUGAAGGUCCAGAAUAUGGAGCUAGUGGGGAGGACGCUCUGAGUAGGAUCCAAAGGCUCAUGGCAGAAGGUGGCAUGACUGCUGUGGUCCAGCGGGAGCAGAGCACCACCAUGGCGUCUAUGGGCGGCUUUGGCAACAACAUCAUUGUGAGCCACCGGAUCCACCGGAGCUCUCAGACUGGUGCAGAGUCCACUGGGGCUGAGGGCACCUCAGCACAGCAGUGCACCUCUCAGCAGCUGGCAGCUGAGCUGGAGGGACAGAUCCUUUCGGAGUCUAUGCAGCUGUCAGAGCAUAGCCUGAGCCCGCGGACAGCCCCUGGCGGGAGUGAAGGACAAGGAGCUGGUGAUCUGGACCUGUCAGAGCAGGCCCAGUCCUCCAUGGACACUGAGGGACCAAUUGAAUACAGUGACCUAACUAAUAAUAACCAUCUUCCUGACAGUACCAACUUCUAUAGUAAUGACAGCACCAGUGGGGAGUCGCGGAACAGGUAGAGAUGAGUUGUGUGUUGGUGCUACCCUUGUACUGCUCAGCAGAGACCUGUACCUCACAACUGGCCAGGAGCUGGAAGAGUAGGGACUUGUGGCUUUGGCAGGAUGUUGGCAGUUCAGAGGGCAUCUGUACCCUGAGUGGGAAGGGAUAAGAACUGCAAGAGAAGCCAUGGGGAAGGAGGCAUAUUAUCUUAAAUUCCAACAUUCCUGCUGCUGAACAGUUAAGAGGAACAUAGACCAUCCUGGUUGCACCUUGUGCAGAUCCCCUGAGCUCAGCCCUAACCCUGCAAUUUGGUAAACAUCCUUUGGUAAAGCUUCUUUCCUUUCCUCUUUCCUGCCCUUUUAUGCCUAGGGAUUGAUUAGUAGAGUGAAGAAAGGGAAAAAGGGCUUGCAACAUCCUUCCGGAGACAGGCAGUCCUACUGGACAGACCUGCAUGUGAUGCUCCAGCUCUUUGCUGGAGUGGAGGAGUCUUCCAGGCCACAGUCCCACUCAGUGGCACAGCCCUGCUCCCCUUCAGAGCACAGUGUCUUUUGGGACCCUUCCUGCCUGAGUUGUGGUCUUCUCUAGGAAGAGCUGGACUUUGGCAAAACCUGCAUGGCUCACAAACCGCUCAUGAGUGGAGUUCUUUCCCUUUUAGAGUGUUGGUUUAGUACUUGGCAGGAACCUAAGCAGAGCUGCUGUUACAGAUGGGUAGAGGGAAAGGGGCUACUGCUUUCUAGUCAGGAUGCAGUUCAUGCAAGGAUAUUCUAAGCUGUGCCAAGCUUAAUGUGAAUGAGCCAUCCCAGCAGUCUCAUGGCACCAGGUCUGAGCUGCACCUCGGCAGGGGGCAGGGAAUACUUUCAGCUCCAGGCCAGGGUGUGAGGUAUGGGUCUGUGAUGUAAGGUGUUGCAUGUGAAAUCUUGACCUUGUACAUGUAGUUUCUAGUGGAGAAAAUCAAGGCUCUGAUAUUUUGUUUUUAGUCUCAAAUGUGAUUUUCCUUUUCGUUUGUAACUCUCCAUCCCUAGCAGGCUUGUGGAGGAAGGACGGGGAGAGUGUGAGUGCUAACGAGGGAAACACCAAAGAUCAAUGUCAUUAAAAUAUGACAAACCCUU